UUCGCUCUCCCUAAGUACGGUCCUGGAAAUCGCAAUGUCGCUGGAAAAGUACCAAACGGAGCUCAUCGAGCAUAGUAUGGCCGUCGGGGCCUUGAAGUUCGGCACAUUCACUCUCAAGUCAGGCCGCUCUUCGCCGUACUUCAUCAACGCGGGGCUUCUCGCCUCGGGCCCCAUACUGGACACGCUCUGUUCCGCGUAUGCUACGACGAUCGCUCACGCGCUCCAGGCCUCGCCUGGCCUCCCGGAGUUCGACGUGCUCUUCGGACCGGCGUACAAGGGCAUCCCGUUCGCCGCAGGGACCGCUCUGCUCUUGCACCGUGACCACAAGAUUGAUGUGGGGUUCGCGUACGACCGGAAGGAGGCCAAGAAUCACGGAGAGGGCGGGAUAACGGUGGGGACGCCCAUCAAGGGCAAGCGCGUGCUCGUCCUAGACGACGUCGCCACUGCGGGCACGGCGAUACGCGGUGCGAUCGACAUCGUGAAGCGCGAGGGCGGAGAGGUUGUCGGAGCGGUACUCUUGCUGGACCGGCAGGAGGUUGGGCAGGAGGGACGCAGUAUGAUCGACGAGGUCGAGGAGCUUCUGGGCGGGAAGGGGCGCGUACCGACCAUCCUCAAGAUGCGCCACCUCAUGGCGUGGCUGCAAGCACACGAACGCACAGAGGAGCUGGAGAAGAUGCAGGCCUAUUGGGAGCAGUAUGGUGCCAAAGACGCGUUGGCUUGAACGCCGUCUGCAUGCGGCGCUCGGCUCGGAGGAAUGAAGAGACCUGAAAGCGUCGGCGACGGUUACAGAAUCACAGGCGAUAGAGAGAGGAGACGGAAGACCUUCGGCACAGAGGAAGUCAUCUCGCUUCUGCAGAAGGUAUCUUGUAUAUUAACACGAAGCUGGAACGCGCGGAUCCUUUA
Dichomitus squalens LYAD-421 SS1 is the source of this 903-nucleotide messenger RNA. RefSeq names its product orotate phosphoribosyltransferase. The transcript is spliced from 2 exons. Bases 35 to 721 code for a protein of 228 amino acids. Gene Ontology annotation, biological process: 'de novo' pyrimidine nucleobase biosynthetic process; pyrimidine nucleotide biosynthetic process; pyrimidine ribonucleoside biosynthetic process. Gene Ontology annotation, cellular component: cytoplasm. The record is from RefSeq and is a predicted model, not a curated record. Gene Ontology annotation, molecular function: orotate phosphoribosyltransferase activity. NCBI's taxonomy places the organism in Eukaryota, Fungi, Basidiomycota, Agaricomycetes, Polyporales, Polyporaceae.